UGUGUGUUAAUACAACCCAUAAGUAUUUUAACACCGGUAUGGAUGCAAGGCCCAUUUUUAUUCUCAUAACCUAUUGGACUGUAUUGAUCUAUGGUGAGAUUAGUCUAGAUAUAGAUCAGUCAGAUGUAUGUGAGGGAACAUCAGUUACUUUAACAUGUACUGUUGAUCCACCCCAAAUGUCCAUGACAUGGAGACGAAGUGGUAUCCGAAUUGCAUCUUGUUCACCAACAUGCUUUAAUCAAGAGUCUUAUCAUAAUAUAACCUUUAAUACUACUGUGGGCAUUGUGUACAUCAAAAAAACAUCCUUGAUAAGAGAUGGAGGAGAAUGGCAAUGCAUGCCUUUGGGCAGUAGAGGCACGGAAAAUAAAACUCUAACGAUUACAGCCCGAGCAUCAAGUACAAUGAAAGAUAAAGGUAGAUUAUUAUUUACUGAUGGUAUGGUAACAAAUGUAACGUGUUAUACAGGAACUAUAGAUUCAACAGUGACAUUCGCGUGGUAUAUAGAUUCAACAGGUAAUGUACUACCAGGACAGACUAGUGGUGUUAUAAAUGGUGGUACAGCCAGUUACUUACAAUUAACUGGUACCAAACAGCUGAACAAUAAAACACUCUACUGUUCAGCUACCAAUCAGUGUGGUACUGGUAACACAGAUAAUAUCACUCUUGAUAUAAGAUAUCGACCAACAGUACAUGUAGAACCAUCAACCAGUCCUUAUAAAAUAAUAGAAGGUAAUCAACUGACAUUAACUUGUACUGUUGAUGAUUCUAAUCCACAACCUACAAGUUUUACCUGGAGUAAAGAUCGUGGCAGUAUUACAGGUCAAAGUUCAUCUGUAUUCCGUCUGACGUCAGUACAGAGAUCACAAGCUGGACAGUAUACAUGUACAGCUAAUAAUGGAGUUGGAACAGGAACAUCUACAUCUGUACAAGUUGAUGUUUUAUAUCCACCUACUGUGUCCACACCAUCUAUAUAUAAGAUACCAGAAUCUGAUGUUUUAUCUGUAACUUGUAGCAGUACCCCUGGUAACCCUAAUGAUACUAAUUAUAGAUGGACUGGACCUGAUAGAUAUAGGUCUACUGGUUCUACAUUACGUAUAGCUGAUAUAAAGAGGAGUCAGACAGGUGUUUAUAAUUGUACAGCUACUAAUAUCAUGAUACCUACAUCUACUAAUAUACAACAAACAGGUACAGGUACAAGUCAGACAACGAUUGAUGUUUUAUAUGGACCAACUGUAUCUGUAUUAAGUGAAUCUGUUGUUAUAGAAGAAUCAAAUCCUCUAACUGUAAGUUGUAUGGUAGAUUCUAAUCCUGUAUCAACUAUUAAAUGGUAUGGUCUAGAUGGUCGUGUAGUAUCUAAUAAUAAAGAUUUAGUUAUAAAUAAUAUCAACAGGCAUCAAUCUGGUAUAUAUAACUGUACAGCUAUUACAGUAUUACAACCUACUAAUGGUACUCAACAAACUAAAACAGAUAGUAAAACUGUACUAGUUGAUGUACGAUAUCUGGAUCCAGUCAUCAUUCAAUCUGAUACAACUGAUGUAGAUGAAGGUCAGCCGUUCAACUUGUCGUGUUCUACCAAUAGUAACCCUAUAGCUUCCAUGACAUGGUCUUCACCAGCUAGUAAUUCUAGACAACUAACCACCAAUUCUAUCAACUAUUAUAAACAUAUAGCUGAUUGUCUAGAUACAGGAAUAUAUACAUGUACAGCUGUUAAUAGUCACAUACAGAAAACUGUUACCAAAUCACAGGAUGUAAAUAUACGAUGUUAUCCUCGCCAAUACCCCAACAUUAACCAUGUCAUGAGGGUUUUUGGUAAUGUAUCUGAAACAGUUCUACUAUCUGUCAGUAUAUUGGCCUAUCCUCAACCAACAUUUACAUGGUAUAGACUGGACAAACCUAUUAAUAUAAACGAUGAACUGUAUCAACAAGUAGAUGUUAUUAAUUCCACUAAUAUAUUUAUGUCAACUUUAACUGUUAAAAUCAAUUCAUCUGAACUGUACGGAGAUUAUAAAAUCAACAUUUCCAAUGAUAUUAACCAUGCUAUUUUGAUUAUAUCACUUACGACACAGUCUGUACCCGAUAUACCAAGUGAAUUGAUAUUGGACAGUUUAUCCCACAGUUCGAUCUGUAUUAAGCUGAAACCAGGUUUCGAUGGUGGAGAUACCCAGGAGUUUAUAUUUGAAGAUUCUGUUGACAACACAACUUGGAUUACUUCAUCAACAGUGACACUAACUAGCGAAGGCGAUGUUUUAAACGGCUGUAUAGAAAACCUCAACCCAGACACAGCGUACUUUGUGAGAGUAAUUGCUAGUAAUAAGUUUGGUUCAUCAAAACCCGUCCAGCUUGUGACUCGCCAGCCGCUGCGGACAUCAGCUAAUCCACAUGAAUCUGAUCAAAGCGAGGACAAUACCGCAUUGAUCGUGUGCCUAUGUCUUGCUAUUGUGAUAAUUAUUGGUCUUAUCAUUGGUUUUAUUUAUCAACGUAGAAAAAGAUCAACCGCCGAAGGUGACAAUAAGACCAGUGGAUCAAGUAUAAAGAAUACAAGCAAUUCGUCAAUCUACAACAGCCUAGAAUUAAACACUAGAACUGAAUCAUUACCCAGUCCGUAUAGCAAUUUAGGUGACGCAUCCCGCGGAGACAAACCAGUGUCCAGUCCAUAUGAGAAUUUAGGGGAAUCAUCUGGAAGUAAACCAGUGACCAGCCCAUAUAGCAAUUUAGGUGACGCAUCCGGCUCCUAUAAAAAUGUUGAUGACGCAUCCGGCCCAUAUAUAAAUUCAGGCGAGACAUCCAGAAGUGACCCCGAAUACAACCCUUAUAUCAAUGUAAGCAAAACAUCACCCAGUCCAUACGUAAAUUUACGCGACGCAUCGAGAUCAAACUAUUGACCCUGUGUAUCAUAAUUUAAACAUACAUUAUGCAAGAGGUAAAUCUGCCUAUUGCAGGUCUUUCUUUAGUCUUGAAAUGUUUUCUAAAUUAUUCAUUAGACAUUAAUUAACAAAACAAGAUCAUAAUCAACUCUCGACGGCAUCGUGUUCCCUUUCUUAAACUCACGAAACCACUUUUUUGUACAUAGAGUUCAAAUAGAUUAUAAUAGGAAUAACCAUCUAUCAAGUAAUCUCUGCUUCUGGAAUUUACACCGACGCAUUCGUUUUAACUGCAUGUAGCGAUGUGGUACAUAGAUAGGGUAUACUUUGAAUAACUUCUCAUAUGUGGGUAAUAUACAUUACUUUUUAAUUUGUUCUCAUAUUUUUUAGCAUUGACAUAUUUGUUUUUUGAAAUAACUAUUUUUUGACAUUUUUCUGAAUAUAAUUAAUUCGCAGUUUACAAUCUGUAUAAUAAAUUAGUAAUUUUAUCAUAUCAUUUUCAUAUAAUAAAUUACACCUUGUUGUCCUAUUAUAAUAAAUUACACUUUUUUCUCAUAUUUUUAAUAUAAUAGAUUACAACUUUUUCAUAUAUUUUGUUAAUGUAAUAGAUUACAACUUUUUCGUAUAUUUUAUAUAAUAGA
This is a messenger RNA of Patella vulgata (common limpet), 3502 nucleotides long. Its product is annotated as neural cell adhesion molecule 1. Bases 39 to 2882 code for a protein of 947 amino acids. Gene Ontology annotation, biological process: cell-cell adhesion. Lineage: Eukaryota; Metazoa; Mollusca; Gastropoda; Patellidae. Gene Ontology annotation, cellular component: cell-cell junction. The transcript has 12 exons. The record is from RefSeq and is a predicted model, not a curated record. Gene Ontology annotation, molecular function: cell adhesion molecule binding.